Molecule: messenger RNA, 1380 nt
Organism: Endocarpon pusillum Z07020
Lineage: Eukaryota; Fungi; Ascomycota; Eurotiomycetes; Verrucariales; Verrucariaceae
Exons: 1
Coding region: 1-1380 (459 amino acids)
Biological process (GO): ribonucleotide metabolic process; RNA catabolic process
Cellular component (GO): nucleoplasm; ribonuclease H2 complex
Source: RefSeq, a predicted model, not a curated record
AUGGGCGUCCACACCAGGUCCUCUGCUUCUAGCAGUCCUGUCAAGUUGGAGGUCCCAACGAAAGUCGCCUUACCGUAUGCCGAAGGAGAGCCAUACAGCACAUUCAUCCUUCCUUCGAAUACCUCUAGCGACGCUCGCUUUGUGUUGCUCCAACAUCCUCGAGAUGGCGCACGACGUCGCUUCUAUUUCUGUCCUUCGAAAGGUAUCUACGAGGUCACUAAGAUCAGCGCCAACAUGCACGAUCUAAGAAGCAUUUUGUUUACGCCAGACCGUGACGUGACCACUUUGCAGGCUGGGAAAGUUGAGGACGAGCUACAUGAGACAACAAUAAUCGAAAAGGAGGUCGCAUCGAGUGGCAUUGCUUCAACUGCAGAAAAUAGCCCGUGUCAAGGCUAUGUCAACAAGACUGCGGAAAUAUUCGUCGCGACUCCAUUCGACCCCGUUUUCAUCCUUCUCCCGCUUCUGGACCAAUCAGCGACAAGUUCAAGAAUACAACCUGGAGACGGACUUUUCCGCCCCUUUGACGAUAUCCUUGAUGAGCAUCAGGGAGACGACAGACACCUUCGUCAUGUUCUGAAUAACCCAACGUUUCGACCAACACUGCUGACAGCUAUGAGCCACGUCUGCGACACAGUCGACGCUGGAGACGAGCAUAUGUAUCGCCUGAGUAUGCUGAAACUGUACAAUUUUAUAUUCAGUAAGGCACGCAAAGCGGUUGAGAAUGGCUUGCCUGCCAGUAUGGAGGAGCGCUUUGUUACACGAAGUCUGGAAGUCCCCAUGUUGGGUGUUAAGCGAGUAGAAAGUGGAGUAUCAUGCUCCACCAAGGAAACCGAUGCCGCAGUGGAACGUCUCGUCCCGGACAUGAGUGAGUCGCAGUCGAGUAUUGCUUCGUUAAGCACGUCCGCUAGUAUCUCUGAAAUAUCAUCCAUAUCAUCUGCCACGAGUAUCGGAACAGUCGAUCAUGCUCCUUCGGAAGGUCUUCGCUAUUUGCAGAGACUACGAACGGCGAUGUCAUUCAUUACGACAUCUUACCUCAAUCCUAUAUUGAGCACAAAACUGGCAGAGAUGUCCCGUGACGGCAAAGCAUUGCCAGAUUUCGCUCCAUUGGACGAGCACCUACAACAUGUAGCAAAAUUGCGGGCAGAAGCACUUGCCACACGUUCUCUUUCUGACUUUAGUAAGAAGAGAAAUUUCGAUGAAGAUGGUGAAGCUGCCGAAGAAAGAGCGGACAAGAAACGCAAACAAGAGGAAGACGACAAGAAGAAGAAAAGUCAAGAGUCAAGAGGUGUAAGAGACCUUAAAAAGGUGAAUGUAUCUGGGAUGAAGAAGAUGAGUGACUUUUUUGCAAAGAAAGGGCCGACAGCAACAUCGAAAGCGUGA